Messenger RNA from Physcomitrium patens, 2200 nucleotides. RefSeq lists its product as uncharacterized. The record is from RefSeq and is a predicted model, not a curated record. NCBI's taxonomy places the organism in Eukaryota, Viridiplantae, Streptophyta, Bryopsida, Funariales, Funariaceae.
UGGAUUGCUGGAUCGAUCCGGAGAAUCACGGGCACUGCAGCUGGCUUAGUGCAGUCCACCCGUGGUUGACUUGGGUUCAGAGCUACUUUCCAUUGUUUCAACUGUGGACAUGUGAGUACUUGUUGCCGUUGGUGCGGCUGCUGGGAUGGGGAUUGCUCCGCUAUGUUGUUGCCAUUUUGCGCUGUGACCAGGAUUGACAGAGAUUUGGUGUGCGACAUUUGGAUUGCGAGCAAUAGUGUAAGCGAAGGAUCAUGAAGUCGAAGAUCACUGUCGUCGCUGCUACGGCCGUGACGAUCACUCUAUUGUUUUUGUCUUAUUUGUUACUCUGCUACCAGCCGUCAGCAAACCAAAUCCUGUGCGGAAUUUCCAACCUCGUUGCAGGCAAUGAUUUGGUCUAUCAGACGUACACAGUGUCGGAGCAGAGCGAUGCGUCGCAGUCGACCGUUGACGACGAAGCGGGCUCUAAUGCCUCAGAAACAGGCACGGACGUUUUAGAGGCGAGCUCAGGCUUUAAAGAAGAGAGUGAGGACGCUGCCUUGAGAACAAUGUUAGCCACCGCCUCGACGCCGGACAAGACAGUCAUAAUCACUACAUUAAACCAAGCGUGGGCGGCGAAGAACACCAUGAUUGACAUAUUUCUGGAAAGUUUCCACAAGGGCGAGAACAUCCAGUUUCUCCUGAAUCACUUAGUCAUCGUGGCGCUCGAUCAAACGUCCUAUGAUCGCUGCCAAGAACUCCACAAUCACUGCUUGAUGCUGAAGACGAAGGGCGUCGAUUUCAGUGGCAACAAGGGGUUCAUGAGCAAGGACUUUUUGAAAAUGAUGUGGAGGCGCAUGCGAUUGUUGCGGACUAUCCUGGAGAUGGGAUACAACUUCGUUUUCACCGACGCAGAUAUCCUAUGGUUUCGAAACCCAUUUGAGCGGUUUGCGAACAAUACUGAUUUCCAGAUUUCUUCCGACAAGAACCGAGGUAAUGCCUGGUCGCUGCGAAAUAAGCCCAAUUGCGGCUUCCAGUAUGCCCGAUCGAAUGAGCGCACCAUUGCGAUGUACAGGCACUGGUGCAAAGGCGGAGACGAUAAUCCGGACAUCGACGAGCAGUCGCUGCUGACCGUGAUGCUUAAAGGUCAAGAUUUUGCCGCUUUCAAAGUCGAAGUUAGGUUCUUGCAAACUGACUAUUUCUCGGGCUUCUGCCAGCAGAAAAGUAAGAACAUAUCGAAAGUCGUAACCAUGCACGCAAAUUGCUGUACGGGCUUGAACAACAAGGUCCAGGACCUGCGACUGGCAUUAAAUGACUGGGAAGGCAGGGCGUCUCUUCCUCCGACGGUGAACGCUUCUGAUCUAUGGCGGGUCCCGAAAGCAUGCCGCCAUUCCGUAUUUCCAAGCCCUCCUCCUCCUCCGCAGCUGAUCGACCCCUCCGAAAACCUAGAGGGAUAAAUCCUUAACUGGGGCAGCAAUGCUUACUCCAUUUCGUAAUGCGACACCAGAGAUCUAGGUCUCGGAGAGUCGACAUCAGCAGCAGAAGAUCAUUGGGUAGUGUACAGAAAACAUCCAACGACCACGUUGGUAAUGUAUUCAUGUCCCUUAGGUCACCGAUCGUGAAAAUCUGCCACUAGCAAAGUUGCCAGAUCAGACUGGCACCGCCGAAUGAAACCCACCAGUCAUACGCCGCAACAUGGCGAUGUAGAGUUCGCAUGGAUCGGAGCAUAGAUCGACACCUGGGUUGCAUUAUUAUUUUGUGUGUACAUUAGAAGCGGUGGCGAUCGUCAUCGCUCCACCAUUGAUGUACUCUGUCAUUACGCGCCUGCACUGGAGCUUGUUGCGGUGACUGCAUUCUGGUCGCCUGGAAUUAAGCGUCGAACCGGUGUUGCUUACAUCAGAACUCCUGGUAGACAUGUGAUUUUUCUCGAUCCUGGGAUCUUCCUGUGACGCUUUUAUGAUGGUUAUCAAGCUUGGCGAUUCUAGAUGAAUGGACGUUUCGGCAACUGGAACCGGCGUUGUCGUCUAGAGUCGCCGGGAUAGUAACUCCUCGCAUGUGCGUAAUCAACGCCGCGAACGACCUGCAGACUUUGCAGAUACAAUUACAUGCUUUCUGGAAAAUCCAUGCAGUCUAGUUAAUUACAAUUUAAUAAAUAGAUACAUGGAUUUUUUACAAAAAUUGCAAAAUAGACUAUAAUAAAAUUGAAAGAGUCGGGUUUUUGAUU